AUGUGCGGCUUCUUCGUUUCCGCCCAGGGUCAAGCGAGGAUUGGCCCUGCAGGUCGCCUUCUCUUUCCCUUUCACUCUAUCUUUCUCACUCUCUAUUUGUCUCCAUUUCUCUCGCUCUCUUUUUUUUUAAUUCUUCUUUGCUUUCUCGAUUUUUCUCUAUUUUUUCCAUUUGUUUUACUAUCAUUGAUUUUUCUUUCUCUCAGAUUACUUCUCUCUCUAUCGAAAUUAUUUCACUGUUUCCAUCUUUUACUCCCCCUCAUUUACUCGACCUUCUCACUCCCUACCUAUCUCUAUAUCUAUAUCGAUCUCUCCCUCUCUCUUCAUUUCUUUUUCUCUCCUUCUUUUCUUUUUCUAUCCCUCUCCUACUACCUUGUUAAACAAUCUUUAUUCUUAUUCAUAAAGAAUACGUUCACGCUGUUAUUUCUUUCUUCUCUCUUCUUUUUCCCUCUCUCCUUCGCGCAUUCUCUCUUUCCUCUCGUCUCUUUAUCGCUCUCUCUCCCCCUCUCUUUCUCUCUCUCUCUCUCUCAUUCUUCAAUUCUUUUUUCUUUAACUUCUCUAUUUCUCUCUCCCUUCCUCUCCCACGAUCGCUCCCUACAUCUUUCUCUUUCUUUCCUUCUCUCGUUUUCAUUCCCUAUCUCUUGCUUCUUCUCUUUCUACAUUUUCUAUUCUUUAAGUGAUCUUUUUUUUGUCUUAAAAAUGCUUUCCUUCGUAUUAUUUCUUCUAUCUUCAUUAUUUCUCACUUUCUUCCUUUAUCACGAUCGCUCCCUACGUCUUUCUCCUUCCUUCCUUCCUUCCUUCCUUCCUUCCUUCCUUCCUUCCUUCCUUCCUUCCUUUUUUGAGCCUUUCUUCUUGCUCUCUAUCAUUCCCUAUAUUUCUCUCUCACUCCUUUCAUAUUUUCUCUCUUUCCUUCCGUCUCUUUAUCACUCAUCCUUAACUCUCCCCCCCUCUCUCUCUCUUUCAUUUUUCAUUCGUAAUUUUUUACCUAUAACUUCUCUUUUCCUCACUUUCUCUCUCCCUUCCUCUGUCACUAUUGCUCCCUACCUCUUUCUCCUUCCUUCUUUCAUUCCUUCCUUUUUGUUCUCAUUCUCUCUCUCUUUUUCUCUCUCAUUCGCUCGUUCCUCUCUCCUUUCAUAUGUUCUUUUCUUUCAAUCAUUUUCUUCCAAUCGAAACUAA
Messenger RNA from Acanthosepion pharaonis, 1173 nucleotides. Lineage: Eukaryota; Metazoa; Mollusca; Cephalopoda; Sepiida; Sepiidae. The record is from the annotation of a GenBank genome assembly.